This is a messenger RNA of Betta splendens (Siamese fighting fish), 7612 nucleotides long. RefSeq names its product pre-mRNA processing factor 8 (gene prpf8). The transcript is spliced from 43 exons. Gene Ontology annotation, molecular function: U6 snRNA binding; U2 snRNA binding; protein binding. The record is from RefSeq and is a predicted model, not a curated record. Gene Ontology annotation, biological process: spliceosomal tri-snRNP complex assembly; mRNA splicing, via spliceosome. Lineage: Eukaryota; Metazoa; Chordata; Actinopteri; Anabantiformes; Osphronemidae. Bases 202 to 7230 code for a protein of 2342 amino acids. Gene Ontology annotation, cellular component: U5 snRNP; catalytic step 2 spliceosome.
GAACUGCGUUCAUCGUGUGUCCGCCGUAUUCCCGUCGUGCGUGAUGAAGUUUCUUUAACACAAAUCCACGCAGCGCGGAGUUGAGGAAACAGGACAAAGUAGCUUUGAAGGAGAAAUGCUGUAACUGCUUGUGUGUGAGGCAAGAUCGAAUUGAACGUCUACUAACAGCCUGGAAGUGAAGGUAGCGAGUGGUGAUUCGCCAUGGCGGCUACCUUCCCUUACAGAGUUCCCCCUGCGGGGAUGCCACCAAGUAUGCCACCAGGUGUGCCCCCUCCUGCAGUAGUUCCAGACUACAUGUCUGAGGAGAAGCUGCAAGAGAAAGCACGAAAAUGGCAGCAACUGCAGGCAAAGCGAUACUCGGAGAAGAGGAAGUUCGGCUUUGUUGAUGCUCAGAAGGAAGACAUGCCACCUGAGCAUGUCCGCAAGAUUAUCAGGGACCAUGGAGACAUGACCAACAGAAAGUUUCGUCAUGACAAGCGGGUCUACCUCGGUGCCCUCAAAUACAUGCCACAUGCAGUGCUGAAACUACUGGAGAACAUGCCUAUGCCCUGGGAGCAGAUAAGAGAUGUGCCUGUCCUCUACCACAUCACUGGAGCCAUUUCUUUUGUAAAUGAAAUCCCUUGGGUCAUAGAACCAGUCUACAUAUCCCAGUGGGGCACCAUGUGGAUCAUGAUGCGUCGUGAAAAGCGUGAUCGUCGACACUUCAAGCGUAUGCGCUUUCCCCCAUUUGAUGAUGAGGAGCCUCCACUGGACUAUGCUGACAACAUUCUUGAUGUGGAACCACUGGAGGCCAUUCAAAUGGAACUGGACAAUGAAGAGGAUGGCCCAGUUGUGGAGUGGUUCUAUGAGCACCAGCCCCUAAAAGACACUACCAAGUAUGUGAAUGGCACCACCUAUCGUCGCUGGCAAUUCACACUGCCCAUGAUGUCCACGCUAUACCGUCUGGCCAAUCAGCUGAUGACAGACCUGGUGGAUUUCAACUACUUCUACCUGUUUGACCUCAAGGCCUUUUUUACUUCCAAGGCCUUAAAUAUGGCUGUUCCUGGAGGACCAAAAUUUGAGCCACUGGUCAGAGACAUCAACCUCCAGGAUGAAGACUGGAAUGAGUUUAAUGAUAUCAACAAAAUCAUCAUUCGACAGCCCAUCAGGACAGAGUACAAAAUCGCCUUCCCCUACCUGUACAACAACUUGCCACACCACGUCCAUCUCACCUGGUACCACACACCAAACGUUGUGUUUAUCAAGACUGAGGAUCCAGACCUUCCCGCAUUCUAUUUUGACCCGUUGAUCAAUCCUAUUUCUCACAGACAUUCUGUCAAGAGUCAAGAGCCUCUUCCUGAUGACGAUGAGGAGUUUGAGCUACCUGAGUAUGUGGAGCCCUUCCUCAAAGAGACGCCACUCUACACAGAUAAUACAGCCAAUGGCAUCGCUCUACUGUGGGCACCCAGACCUUUCAACCUGCGAUCGGGACGCACAAGACGUGCCAUUGAUAUCCCUCUGGUCAAGAACUGGUAUCGUGAGCACUGUCCUGCUGGACAGCCUGUGAAGGUCCGAGUGUCCUACCAGAAGCUGUUGAAGUAUUAUGUGCUCAAUGCUCUCAAACACAGACCACCCAAGGCUCAAAAAAAGAGAUACCUGUUCCGUUCCUUCAAGGCCACAAAGUUCUUUCAAUCCACAAAGCUGGACUGGGUGGAAGUGGGACUGCAGGUGUGCAGACAGGGCUACAAUAUGCUCAAUCUGCUGAUCCACCGUAAAAACCUCAACUACCUGCAUCUGGAUUACAACUUCAACUUGAAGCCUGUCAAGACUCUGACCACAAAGGAGCGAAAGAAGUCUCGUUUCGGCAACGCUUUCCAUCUUUGCCGAGAGGUGCUGCGUCUGAGCAAACUGGUUGUGGACAGUCAUGUGCAGUACAGACUGGGAAACGUUGAUGCUUUCCAGUUGGCAGAUGGACUGCAGUACAUCUUUGCUCAUGUGGGGCAGCUGACUGGCAUGUAUAGGUACAAGUACAAGUUGAUGAGACAAAUCCGGAUGUGCAAAGAUCUGAAGCAUCUCAUCUACUACCGCUUCAACACCGGCCCUGUGGGUAAGGGUCCAGGUUGCGGUUUUUGGGCUCCUGGCUGGAGAGUGUGGCUGUUUUUCAUGAGGGGCAUCACUCCACUGUUGGAAAGGUGGUUAGGGAAUCUGCUGGCCAGGCAGUUUGAGGGGCGUCACUCAAAGGGUGUAGCCAAGACGGUGACCAAACAGCGCGUGGAGUCCCAUUUUGAUCUGGAGCUGCGAGCUGCUGUGAUGCACGACAUCUUGGAUAUGAUGCCUGAGGGUAUCAAACAGAACAAAGCCAGGACCAUCCUGCAGCACCUCAGCGAGUCCUGGAGGUGCUGGAAGGCCAACAUUCCUUGGAAGGUGCCCGGUCUGCCUACUCCCAUUGAGAACAUGAUUCUUCGCUAUGUUAAGGCCAAGGCUGACUGGUGGACCAACACAGCCCACUAUAACCGGGAGCGAAUCCGUCGUGGAGCAACAGUGGACAAAACUGUGUGCAAAAAGAAUCUGGGCAGAUUGACACGUCUGUACCUCAAAGCGGAACAGGAAAGACAGCACAACUACCUGAAGGAUGGACCCUACAUCACAGCUGAAGAGGCCGUGGCCAUUUACACAACCACCGUGCACUGGCUGGAGAGUCGACGGUUCUCACCUAUCCCAUUCCCUCCACUGUCAUACAAACAUGACACCAAGCUUCUCAUCCUAGCCCUUGAGAGGCUCAAGGAAGCAUACAGUGUUAAGUCGCGUCUGAACCAGAGUCAGAGGGAGGAGCUGGGGCUGAUAGAGCAGGCUUACGACAACCCUCACGAGGCCCUCUCCAGAAUAAAACGUCACCUGCUCACACAGAGAGCCUUCAAAGAGGUGGGUAUCGAGUUCAUGGACUUGUACAGCCACCUGGUGCCGGUGUACGAUGUUGAGCCGCUUGAGAAAAUUACAGACGCCUACCUCGAUCAGUACCUGUGGUAUGAGGCAGACAAGAGACGCCUGUUCCCACCCUGGAUCAAACCUGCUGACACUGAACCACCACCUCUGCUGGUCUACAAGUGGUGUCAAGGCAUCAACAACUUGCAGGAUGUGUGGGAAACUGCAGAAGGAGAAUGCAAUGUGAUGCUGGAGUCUCGCUACGAGAAGAUGUAUGAGAAGAUCGAUCUGACAUUGCUCAACAGGCUGUUGCGUCUCAUUGUUGACCACAACAUCGCUGAUUACAUGACAGCCAAGAACAACGUAGUCAUUAACUACAAAGACAUGAACCACACAAACUCCUACGGCAUCAUCAGGGGCCUCCAGUUUGCCUCAUUCAUUGUACAGUACUAUGGCCUGGUCAUGGACCUGCUGGUGCUGGGCCUGCACCGUGCUAGUGAGAUGGCUGGCCCACCUCAGAUGCCCAAUGACUUCCUCAGUUUCCAAGACACGGCCACAGAGAGUGCCCAUCCAAUUAGACUGUACUGCCGCUAUAUUGAUCGCAUCCACAUUUUCUUCAGGUUCUCUGCUGAUGAGGCCAGGGACUUGAUCCAGCGGUAUCUCACAGAGCACCCAGACCCCAACAAUGAGAACAUUGUGGGUUACAACAACAAGAAGUGCUGGCCCCGUGAUGCACGCAUGAGACUCAUGAAACACGAUGUCAACCUUGGGCGUGCUGUGUUCUGGGACAUCAAGAACCGUCUCCCCAGAUCAGUGACCACAGUCCAGUGGGAGAACAGCUUUGUGUCAGUCUACAGUAAAGACAACCCCAACCUGCUCUUCAACAUGUGUGGGUUUGAAUGCCGCAUUCUUCCCAAGUGUCGCACCAGCUAUGAGGAGUUUACUCACAAGGAUGGCGUGUGGAACCUGCAAAAUGAGGUAACCAAAGAGAGAACAGCACAGUGUUUCCUUCGUGUGGAUGAUGAGUCGAUGCAGCGUUUCCACAACAGAGUGCGUCAGAUUCUGAUGGCAUCAGGGUCCACCACUUUCACCAAGAUUGUGAACAAAUGGAACACUGCUCUCAUUGGCUUGAUGACAUACUUCCGUGAGGCUGUGGUCAAUACCCAGGAGCUCCUGGACCUGCUGGUGAAGUGCGAGAACAAAAUCCAGACACGUAUCAAGAUUGGCCUGAACUCCAAAAUGCCUAGCCGUUUCCCCCCAGUAGUCUUCUACACCCCCAAAGAGUUAGGUGGUCUUGGUAUGUUGUCCAUGGGCCAUGUACUCAUUCCACAGUCAGAUCUGCGGUGGUCCAAGCAGACAGAUGUGGGCAUCACCCACUUCAGGUCUGGAAUGAGUCAUGAGGAGGACCAGCUGAUUCCUAACCUGUAUCGUUACAUUCAGCCAUGGGAGAGUGAGUUCAUUGACUCUCAGAGGGUCUGGGCUGAGUAUGCUCUCAAGAGACAGGAGGCCAUCGCUCAGAACAGACGUCUCACCCUGGAGGAUUUGGAAGACUCUUGGGACAGAGGAAUCCCUCGUAUCAACACAUUGUUCCAGAAAGACAGACACACAUUGGCUUAUGACAAAGGCUGGAGAGUCAGGACUGAUUUCAAACAGUACCAGGUGCUGAAGCAGAACCCGUUCUGGUGGACCCAUCAGAGGCACGAUGGCAAACUGUGGAACCUGAACAACUACCGCACAGACAUGAUCCAAGCUCUGGGUGGAGUGGAGGGCAUUCUGGAACAUACACUCUUCAAAGGCACUUAUUUUCCCACCUGGGAGGGUCUCUUUUGGGAGAAAGCCAGUGGAUUUGAGGAGUCCAUGAAAUGGAAGAAGCUGACAAAUGCCCAGAGGUCUGGUCUGAACCAAAUCCCCAACAGACGUUUCACCCUUUGGUGGUCGCCCACCAUCAACAGAGCCAAUGUGUAUGUGGGUUUCCAGGUACAGCUUGAUCUGACAGGAAUCUUCAUGCAUGGCAAGAUUCCCACUUUGAAGAUCUCCCUCAUUCAGAUCUUCAGGGCUCACUUGUGGCAGAAGAUUCACGAGAGCAUUGUCAUGGAUCUCUGUCAGGUGUUUGACCAGGAGCUGGAUGCCCUAGAGAUUGAGACAGUGCAGAAGGAGACCAUUCACCCCAGAAAGUCAUACAAGAUGAACUCAUCCUGUGCAGACAUCCUCCUUUUUGCGUCCUACAAGUGGAACGUCUCUCGGCCGUCUCUGCUUGCUGACUCAAAAGACGUGAUGGACAGCACCACAACACAGAAGUACUGGAUUGACAUUCAGCUCCGCUGGGGUGACUACGACUCACAUGACAUUGAGCGCUACGCCAGGGCCAAGUUCCUGGACUACACAACUGACAACAUGAGUAUCUACCCAUCCCCCACCGGGGUGCUCAUUGCCAUUGACCUGGCUUAUAACCUUCACAGUGCUUAUGGUAACUGGUUCCCGGGGAGUAAACCUCUGAUACAGCAGGCCAUGGCGAAGAUCAUGAAAGCCAACCCUGCCCUGUAUGUGCUGAGGGAGCGCAUUCGUAAAGGUCUCCAGCUGUACUCCUCAGAGCCGACUGAGCCCUACCUGUCCUCACAGAACUAUGGUGAACUCUUCUCUAACCAGAUCAUCUGGUUUGUCGAUGACACCAAUGUGUACAGAGUCACCAUCCACAAGACGUUUGAGGGUAACUUGACCACGAAGCCAAUCAAUGGAGCUAUUUUCAUCUUCAACCCCAGGACUGGUCAGCUCUUCCUCAAGAUCAUUCACACAUCUGUGUGGGCUGGACAGAAACGUCUGGGACAGCUGGCCAAGUGGAAGACAGCUGAAGAAGUGGCUGCUUUGAUUCGCUCCCUCCCCGUGGAAGAACAGCCAAAACAGAUCAUUGUGACCAGGAAAGGCAUGCUGGACCCUCUGGAGGUCCACUUGCUUGACUUCCCCAACAUUGUGAUCAAAGGCUCUGAGUUGCAGCUGCCUUUCCAGGCCUGUCUGAAAGUGGAGAAGUUUGGAGACCUGAUCCUGAAGGCUACAGAGCCUCAGAUGGUGCUGUUCAACCUCUAUGAUGACUGGCUUAAGACCAUCUCAUCUUACACAGCCUUCUCCCGACUCAUCCUGAUCCUCAGGGCACUUCAUGUCAACAACGACAGGGCCAAAGUGAUCCUGAAACCUGAUAAGACAACUAUCACUGAGCCCCAUCACAUCUGGCCCACCCUCACUGAUGAGGAGUGGAUCAAGGUGGAAGUGCAACUCAAGGACCUCAUUCUGGCUGAUUAUGGCAAAAAGAACAAUGUAAACGUAGCGUCACUGACACAGUCUGAGAUUCGUGACAUUAUCCUGGGUAUGGAGAUCUCAGCCCCAUCACAACAGCGUCAGCAAAUCGCUGAGAUUGAGAAGCAGACCAAAGAACAGUCACAGCUGACGGCCACACAGACCCGCACAGUCAACAAACACGGGGACGAGAUCAUCACCUCCACCACGUCCAACUAUGAGACACAGACCUUCUCCUCCAAGACUGAGUGGCGAGUCAGGGCAAUAUCUGCAGCCAACCUCCAUCUUCGAACCAACCACAUCUAUGUGUCAUCUGAUGACAUCAAGGAAACUGGGUACACAUACAUCCUGCCCAAGAAUGUCCUGAAGAAGUUCAUCUGCAUCUCAGAUCUGAGAGCACAGAUUGCAGGUUACCUGUACGGCACCAGUCCACCAGACAACCCUCAGGUGAAGGAGAUUCGUUGCAUCGUCAUGGUGCCACAGUGGGGAACGCACCAGACUGUCCACCUGCCCAACCAGCUGCCUGGACACGAAUACCUUAAGGAAAUGGAGCCUCUCGGCUGGAUCCACACACAACCUAAUGAGUCGCCCCAGCUGUCCCCACAGGACGUCACCACCCACGCCAAGAUCAUGGCCGACAACCCCUCUUGGGAUGGAGAAAAGACCAUCAUCAUCACUUGCAGCUUCACCCCCGGCUCGUGCACACUCACGGCCUACAAGCUGACACCCAGCGGCUACGAGUGGGGUCGGCAGAACACGGACAAGGGCAACAACCCCAAAGGUUACCUGCCAUCCCACUAUGAAAGAGUGCAGAUGCUGCUCUCUGACCGCUUCCUCGGCUUCUUCAUGGUGCCGGGACAAGUCUCCUGGAACUACAACUUCAUGGGUGUGCGCCACGAUCCCAACAUGAAGUAUGACCUGCAGCUGGCCAACCCCAAGGAGUUCUACCAUGAAGUCCACCGCCCCUCGCACUUCUUAAACUUUGCCUCACUGCAGGAGGGUGAGAUCUACAACGCCGACCGUGAGGACAUGUUCGCUUGAGAGCCAGUGUUCUCCUCCUACCAUUUUGUAGAUAGCUCUGUCAGAAUCGCAUGGAGCCAGUCCCACAGCCCUUCUGAUAUUUCUAUUAAACAAUAGAAAUUGCGAUGUCUGGAACUUCUUUAUGUAAAGGCGUUAGGACAUUUUAAGGAAUUUGCUGUUUUUUUUUUGUAUUUUCUACAGAUGUUUGGUUUGUCUCUUUCAGUAAUGCUUAUUUUAGUAAAGUGUAGUAGCACAUGGUAAUUGACAUGGCUUCUGAAGGGGAAGUACAUACUUCCUCUUGGGAAUUGAAAAAUGAAAGUAAAAUUUCCAUGCCCUCUCACUAUGUUGUUAAUGUCCUGUGACAUUGUAAUGUGGGUUUAAAUAAAGAUCACAAUUUUUAUUA